This is a messenger RNA of Melitaea cinxia (Glanville fritillary), 1770 nucleotides long. RefSeq lists its product as uncharacterized. The transcript is spliced from 8 exons. NCBI's taxonomy places the organism in Eukaryota, Metazoa, Arthropoda, Insecta, Lepidoptera, Nymphalidae. Bases 1 to 1392 code for a protein of 463 amino acids. The record is from RefSeq and is a predicted model, not a curated record.
AUGGUUAUUGAAUUUUUAUGCCACUGUUUAGCUAGCGAUCUCCUGGAUAGCCAUGUAUUGGAGAACGACAAGCUUAUUGCACCAACAAUGGAAAGAUCAACUAGAUCAAGCCUUGACGGCAACAGUGUCGAAAUCGGUGAAAUAACAGAAUCUCCAGAUACUGAAUACAUGAGUACGUCUGCGAUUUUACAUUAUUGUAAAUCUAAGAUAUUGCUUCCUUAUUUAAAAAUUCUUACGAUAAUGGGACUGAGGCCAGUAGUAGAUGCAUCGAAUUCGACAAAGCUGGCCAUUUGUUUUUCCCAUUUUCAUUCAGCACAGGUUGCAGUAUUUAUGUGUUUAGGAUAUAUACUUCAAUACAUGGCCUGUUUCAGGCGAGACAGGGGCUUCUGCUAUAAGUUAAUUCCAUUGGCACUUACCUCUUCCUUAGAAUACGAUGCAUACAAACAAGUCUGUUAUGGCAAUGUAGCGUUUACGUACAUUGGGCCAAGCAUUUUACAUUUUUUAGGAUUCUUUUACGCGUUAUAUCUAUUUAGAAUAGCAGAUAACGAACAGUUACAAAAUCUAAUGGAGAGGGUAUUUUUGUUGUCUUCCUACGCGCCUCAAGGAAUGCCCACCACGGCUAAACCAAAACGCUUACUGCGAAUGCUAUGGUUCUUCAUAAUUUUAAGUAUCCUGUGGAUGUGUAUUUCAUUAUGCUCUGUUAAUUUAAUGAUGGCGAAAGGUGCUAUUAUGUUCAGAUGGAUGGAGACAAGCUCUAGUGAAAUGAUUCUGGGUUUGAAAAUACUACUUAUUAUAUGCACUUUGAUCCACGAUAUGGUGCAAGCUACAGUCAUUACAAGCUACUGUCUUCAAGCUCAACUGUUGCAAGCUCAUCUCAUGUUUUUGAGAGAACGUCUCUUAAAUAGGACUAUUACUCCUUUAAAUUGGAUGAGGGAAAUUUCAGAAUUUCGAAAAUUGCUCAAGUAUUUAAAUAACGAGUUAGCACCAGCCGUCUGUCUAUUUACAAUCGUCAAUAUUUCCUGGGCGACGUCCGGUAUCAUGUGGUUACUAAAUCUAGACAAAGUGGAUACCGGAACUGAACCUAUAGCUGGCAUCAGUAUUCUCAAUCAACUACUUUGGAUAUCAGCUGUAAUAGUACCUUUUAUACAGGCGGCGCGGCUGUCCGCGGAGUGCCGGCGCGCGCAGGGCGUGGGCCACGAGCUGAGCGCGCGGCCCUUCCUGCACCGCGACACGUCGCCCGAGGACAUCGGCGCCGUGCUCGCCUACGCCGCCUCGCUGCGCCUGCGCGCCAAGCUCUUCCGCUACCCGGUGGCGGGCCGCUUCGUCGCCCUGCUGCUCGCGCUCGCCCUCGUCGCGCUCUUCGCCUUGGGGAUGUGCCACUACUUACAGUGACGUCUCCUAGUCGACGCUUAUAGACUGACGACGCAGUGCGCCGCUUCGGUACUGACUUUGCGCCAGUUUGGUGAUGCUCACGAUACUCGCAUCGUUCACUGAGGAUGUGCCGUUGAGUGUAUUACUCUUUAAUUUUCGAAGUUCGAGACAGAAGGACUAGAAUAUUAUUAAAUAAGGUUAUUUCAAUUUCACACUUAUUUAAACAAAUAUACCAUCGAUGUGAUUAGAUAUAUUUAUAAUAGUAAUAAUUAUAUACGCAAACUAUUUUUUUUCUACAUAUUUUGUGUAAUUGCUACUAAUCAUUCAAUUAUUUAAUGUUGAUUAUAAUUUAUAUAUAUAAUUUUAUGUGAUAAUAUGUGUAGUAAUGUAUUAAAAUAU